Drosophila takahashii is the source of this 1264-nucleotide messenger RNA. RefSeq names its product Tryptophan 2,3-dioxygenase vermilion (gene v). Gene Ontology annotation, molecular function: heme binding; metal ion binding; L-tryptophan 2,3-dioxygenase activity. NCBI's taxonomy places the organism in Eukaryota, Metazoa, Arthropoda, Insecta, Diptera, Drosophilidae. The record is from RefSeq and is a predicted model, not a curated record.
GGUUAUGAUCGGUUCGCUGGGGUCUCAUCGUCUCAUCUCCCCAUCUCCGCAUCUCUGGUCCGCGACCGCUUCAGUUUGCCGGCGUCCACCGUUCGACGAGCCACGCCACCAUGAGCUGUCCCUACGCAGGAAACGGAAACGACCACGACGACUCGGCGGUGCCCCUGACCACGGAGGUGGGAAAAAUCUACGGGGAGUACCUGAUGCUGGACAAACUGCUGGAUGCACAGUGUAUGCUCUCCGAGGAGGACAAGCGACCCGUCCACGAUGAGCACCUGUUUAUCAUCACGCACCAGGCCUACGAGCUUUGGUUCAAGCAGAUCAUCUUCGAGUUCGACUCCAUUCGGGACAUGCUGGAUGCAGAGGUCAUCGAAGAGACCAAGACCCUGGAGAUUGUCAAGCGACUAAACCGAGUGGUUCUCAUUCUGAAGCUUCUAGUGGACCAGGUGCCCAUUCUGGAGACGAUGACCCCGCUGGACUUCAUGGACUUUCGCAAGUACCUGGCGCCCGCGUCUGGCUUUCAGUCGCUGCAGUUCCGCCUGAUCGAGAACAAGUUGGGUGUGUUGACCGAGCAGCGGGUGAGGUACAACCAGAAGUACUCGGAUGUCUUCAGCGAGGAGGAGGCGCGCAAUUCGAUCCGGAGCUCGGAGAAGGAUCCCUCGCUGCUGGAGCUGGUGCAGCGGUGGCUGGAGAGGACGCCGGGCCUGGAGGAGGACGGCUUCAACUUCUGGGCCAAGUUCCAGGAGAGCGUGGAUCGGUUCCUGGAGGCACAGGUCCAGAGCGCCAUGCUCGAGCCGGUGGAGAAGGCCAAGAACUAUCGGCUGAUGGACAUCGAGAAGCGACGAGAGGUGUACCGCUCCAUCUUCGAUCCGGCGGUCCACGAUGCGCUGGUGCGGCGCGGUGACCGCCGGUUCAGCCAUCGGGCCCUCCAGGGCGCCAUCAUGAUCACCUUCUACCGGGACGAACCGCGCUUCAGCCAGCCCCACCAGCUGCUCACCCUGCUGAUGGACAUUGAUUCGCUGAUCACCAAGUGGCGAUAUAAUCACGUGAUCAUGGUGCAACGCAUGAUUGGAUCCCAGCAGCUGGGCACCGGUGGAUCGUCCGGAUAUCAAUAUCUGCGCUCCACUCUCAGUGAUCGCUACAAGGUGUUUCUGGAUCUUUUCAACCUGUCCACCUUCCUGAUUCCCCGCGAGGCGAUUCCUCCGCUGGAUGAGACCAUUCGCAAGAAGCUGAUCAACAAGAGCGUCUGACGAUCGGCAGGGGA